Larimichthys crocea (large yellow croaker) is the source of this 2001-nucleotide messenger RNA. It is a transcript of the gene wdr25, whose product is annotated as WD repeat domain 25. The record is from RefSeq and is a predicted model, not a curated record. Lineage: Eukaryota; Metazoa; Chordata; Actinopteri; Sciaenidae. The coding region runs from base 149 to 1684 and encodes 511 amino acids. Gene Ontology annotation, molecular function: protein binding. The transcript is spliced from 7 exons.
AGAGACAUUGCUUUUAUUUUGAAACUCUGCAUUAACGCCAUUGGACUUUGCGGGAUUUUGGACUGUUUUGUUUUUGUUUGUGACCGUUGAACGCACAAGAAGAUUAUUUGACGGUUUAACCAGGUGACCAGAGUGUCAUCAUGUUGAGAUGUCUUCAUUAGUGGCCUACGAGGAUUCAGAGUCAGAGGAUGAAUCUCUUGAGCAAACCAAGGAGGGACCGCCAGCUGCUGUCCAAACUGGAUUUUGUGAACAAAACCAAGAGGUCAGAGUGUGUAAUUCCUCAGAGGUAACACUAAGCACUCACAGCUUCACACCUGACCCUGGGUCAGUGUUGGGACAUCAUGGAAGUAGCAGUUCUGCACCACAGCUGCACUCACAGCUGCACAGCUGUUUUGAUUGGGAAAGAAAAUAUUACAGUGAUGUUAGAGCACAAGAGAAACAAUUUAGAUACACCACAGAUCCACUGAGUUCACAUGCAACUCAGGGAAAAAUCUCAGCACCGCAGACUCUUCCUCACAAGGCAAGCUUCAGCGAUGGGUUAAAACCAGAAAAAAGGCAUCACUCCGUCCCGUCUGUUGUCAGACCGUACAUCCCCAAGAGACAGAGACUUGCUACUUCAGUAGAGACUGCGGACCCAAAGUACUCAGCAGAACAAGUCCCAGGGAAUCAGACCAGGGCGAGCCAAAUUCUGUCAGAAGUGUCACCGAGAGUAAAGCCGUAUCUUGCGCACAAGCCCGGUGCCGCAGGGAUACCAAGGAGGCUUCUGAUGAGUCUGGGAGGCCACCAGGGUCCGGUCAACACAGUGCAAUGGUGUCCCGUGCCUCAUCUCAGUCAUCUGCUGCUGUCUGCGUCCAUGGACAAGACUUUCAAGGUGUGGGAUGGAGCAGAGAGCGGGCGAUGCCUGAGGGUUUACACCUGCCAUUCGGGAGCCGUGCGCGAUGCCUGUUGGACCCCCUGUGGGCGACACCUUCUCACCGGCUCGUUUGAUAACUCUGCUGUGAUCACAGACGUGGAGACAGGGCAGCAGGUGGUGAAAUUGGACAACCAGUUCAAGGUGAUGUGUGUGGUCCUGCAUCCCAGCAACCCAGAGGUAUUCCUGUGUGGAGGCUACAGUUCAGUGGUCAAGGCCUGGGACUCUCGCAGCUGCAAGGUGGUUAAGGCGUACAAAGCAGGGAUCCAGCAGACCUUGGACAUCCUGUUUCUAAGAGGUGGUGUGAACUUCAUAACAAGCUCCGACUGCGUGAGCAGAGACUCUGCGGACCGCACCCUCGUGGCAUGGGACUACGAGACCACCGCCAAGGUCUCCAACCAGAUCUACCAAGAGCGCUACACAUGCCCAAGCCUCGCUCUACACCCCCUGGAGGAGUCAUUUGUCGCCCAGACCAAUGGGAACUACGUGGCAGUGUUCUCCUCCCAGCAGCCCUAUAGGAUGAACAAGAGGCGGCGAUACGAAGGACACAAGGUGGAGGGAUACGCCGUGCAGUGCGAGUUCUCUCUGGAUGGAACUAUCCUCGCCUCAGGAAGCUCCACCGGCUCCGCUCACUUCUAUGAUUACCACAACGCUCGUUCGCUGCACACCCUCCACGCGCACAACCACCCCUGCCUGGGUGUGUCCCAGCAUCCUGUCCUCCCUGCAACUGCGGCCACCUGCGACUGGGCUGGUGAGAUUAAGGUGUGGCACUAAGGACAGUGAAUGGACAAGUAAAUAAAAGUUAUAGUAGAUGUACAAUAGCAGGCUGGAUGAAUUAAACAGGACUAUAUUUAACUGAAAUCUCAUAUGCACAUCCGUCUUCAAGACUUUUAUCUCCCAUAAUCACUUGGCAUAAGAUGAUAAGCACUUGGCGAAAAAAGCUGGAAGUCAGCCAAUGAUCUAUCCAUGAAACCUUUUCUUUAUUGUUUUAAAAACCACCCACAUCUUCUUGUCUUUCCAUGGAAAUGAACAUAAACUGGCACAAGAACAACAGUCACUAUUGUAUAAUUAAAUCUUACUGUAAGUAUGUU